Cynoglossus semilaevis (tongue sole) is the source of this 5964-nucleotide messenger RNA. RefSeq names its product centrosomal protein 152 (gene cep152). Gene Ontology annotation, cellular component: centrosome. The record is from RefSeq and is a predicted model, not a curated record. Lineage: Eukaryota; Metazoa; Chordata; Actinopteri; Pleuronectiformes; Cynoglossidae. Bases 806 to 5659 code for a protein of 1617 amino acids. The transcript has 28 exons. Gene Ontology annotation, biological process: centriole replication.
GAUAGCGGUCCACCAUUUGUUUUUGUGUUUCUUGUCUUCGAGUCGGUAUGACUACAACGUGUGCUGUAAAGGAAGAUUGUUGUAAAACUUACCUAAAGGAAAAAUAAAAUUUUGAAAAUCAUUUUCAUUUCAUCAUUUCUUAAAAUUACAUAUAAAUUAAAGUAAAAAAACCUGCUCUGAUUUUUUUAAAUGAAGCCAGUGCUUGUAAAUCUAACACUGACCUCUUCUGACGUUAGUUAAUUACUGCAAUUUUCUUGUUAUCAGUUACUCUUCCACUUACAGAAAUCGAACAUGUGCAUAAUCCCUACUAGUCCAUAUUGAUUAUUACCAUAUUUUCAUUACAUCCACCUCCGAGUCAAGCAUUACGAGAAUGUGUCUAGAAAGAGAGGGUGUGUAUGGUCGUCGGUUCGCGCUGCCAUUGCGCGGGUCUUUUCAAAGUGGGCGCUGCUUCUGUUCUUAAAGAGGACGCUGUGCUUUAGUAACAACUGCCCGUUUUUUGUUUUUACCACACAUUUUAAUAUUAACAUUAACGGGCUGUGUUGUUCAUGCACUCAGGAUAUCGAACAAAUGGUUUUAAUGCAACGUUUUUGAUAUUUGUUUAAAACAUGUCCUCAGCAAUUGUGACAGCUACACGAGUUGUAAAGAGUUUUUAAAGCUAACGAUGCCGGCGAAGACUGUUAGCUUAGCGUUAAUAUUGUUUUAAACCAUAGUGAUGAAACUGCUGGACAACAUACGCUCAUUUUACUGCAGUAAAGGGAACCUUUGUUUCACUUGAACCAGAGUCCACUCCAGCUGUCUGUGCAACAUGUCUAUUGACUUUGACAGCGCUGCUCUUCAAACCCAGCAUGAAGAGGAAGAAUAUGACCAGGAGGACUAUGCCAGAGAGCAGGAGCUGCACAAGCUGCUCACAGACCUGCCUGAUGACAUGCUGGAAGACAGCAGAGACUCCUCCUCUCCAGAGCUGGAGUACUCGACUUGCAGCAAUAAAAACACCACUAACAGCCCACAGUCAGCGUGGACUCAGCAGUGGUCCAACAAUCCAAAACCAAACCCUCACGAACAGCAUUAUGAAUCUAACUACAACCAAGGUCAUGAUGAGAUCGCUUAUGAGGAAGGUAACCAGCAGAUGGUCGCACCUCAGAGGCAUCCGGUUCCUCACAACUGGAGUCAGGAGCCAGAAGAUUCCAAUUUUACACGAGGAGACUACACGUACACCAGCUUAGACAACAAUGACUUAUCAGAGUAUGAGCCUAAACCGUACUCUGAGAGUAACGGUAACCAUUUGGAAUAUAAUGGAGAAGGUCAAAGAACUUUGCAAAACCACAAGGACCAUAAUCCCAGGAAUCAAUUUGAAUCUGGAACUGUGGACCGAGGUGUGAAUCAGUACAAGGCCAGCUACAAUCCUCACCCUGCCCACCAGCCAAAGACAUUCAACUCUCAGGCCCCUCAUCCAGGAGAUCACUUUGAUCGUCUGCAAAGAGAAUUUCUGGACUCCACACAACAAACUGCAGAUAAAGAGCAACUUGCCCAACAGCAGAUUUUAAACAAAGCUAAGCAAAGGCAGAUUGAAGACCUGGAGCAAAAACUCGAAGAUUCAAGACGAAACAUGAGAUACUUGGAGCAUCAGUUUGCAAUUGUCAAAGAUGAAAGAGAGAGUCUUGUAGUAAACUUGAAGGAAUCGAGGCGACUCGUUGAGGAGGCCAAGGAGCAAGAAGGUCACAUGCAAAACAAAGUAAAGGCUCUGGAACAGCAGAUCCAGGUCCUAACAGAGAGAGACCAUGAGAACAUUAAAAAGCAGAGAGUAGCUGAAGCUGCAGUGGACAGCAUGAAGCAGCAGAUGUUAGAACUCUGUCGUUCAGACACCCUGUCCAGAACGAGAGAGCAGCACGACCGUGAUCUUACGGUCAUGAAGGAACAACAUGAAGCUGCACUGUUGGAUCUGCAGCAGAAGCUGGACUCUGUUUCUCAAGCUUUGAGCGAACAGGCUGAGGUCAGCCUGAUGUUACGAGAGCAACUGAAGAAGAUGGAGAGGCAGAGAGAAGAGGAGCAACUGGAAAGGGCCAGAAUUAUCAACGCCCUCACAAAACGUCUUGAAGACAGUCAACAACAAUGUGCCAAACUAUUGCAGACAAGUUCAGUGCAGGAGAUGAGCGAGGUGCAAAUGAAACUACAACAAGUUCAAUCAGCCAAAGCACUGAGUGAAAACAUGAACAAAGUCCUGCAGGAAGAUCUGGCUGAUUUGAAGGAACAGAUCACUCUGUAUGAGUCAGCUGUGAAACAUGGCGUCAUUGCAUUAGACCUCAGCAAUGACAGUGAGCACCAGUUGUCUGAAUCAUGCAUGGAUUUAGGACUAAAGAAAGGGAAAAAUGGUCUUCUCCACAGAACGGCCUUAGGCCCCCUGUCAGACCCCAAGAAUCCAAAGGACGAGGCUGUACAGCUUCUGCGGCUGGAGAUGCAGCGCUGCCUGAAUAGUCUGAAGGGGAAGCGGCAGAAAAUCAGUCAGCUGCAGGAGGAGCUCCAACGCUGUCAGAGUCAAAUGAACAAACUGCAAACUCAGUUAGAGGAAGCCAAGCUCAGCUCUGAAGUGAGAGAAAAUCAGAUCAAACCUCUGGAUCUGACUGAAGAUUCUAAGAAAGAGUUGGUGAAACUGCAAGAAGAAAAGCAGCACUGGCAGGAACAGCUGGAGAUGCUGGAAAAGAAGAACAAAGAGCUAAAACAGAAUGAGGAGAGGGUUAAAUCUGCCAACUUGGAGCUGUGCACCAAGAUGAGGGAGAUGAUCCAGGAGCUGGACCAAGAAAAGCAGGAGGCAGCUCAUAGAGCGGAGCGAAUUCAUCAACAGUACAGGGACGAUGUGGUGAACCGAGUCAAAACAGAGCUCAUGCUGGAACAUGAUGCUCAGAUUGAAGAGUUGUCUGAUCAACACCAGCAGCAGGUCCAGCAGUUACAGACCCAGCUGUUUGACGUCAAUGAUAAACUAUUGGCCGUGCAAGAAUGUUACAUUUCUGUGUGCAAAGAGAAGGACAUGCUCCUAGAGAAAAUAGACGGCAAAGAAAAAGAGGAAGAUUUGAUCAGAGAAAAUGAGUUAAAGAUGAAGGUGAAGAUGGACACAGCUCUGGAGAAUCUUAGGGCUGAGCUGGAGGCUCAGCAUCAAGCCUCAACAAACCAGCUGAAAGCUCUGUGGUCCAAACAGAAGGAGGCAGAGGUGAAGCAGCAGGUGAACUCUCAGGUAGCUUCAGUCAAGGCUGCCUGUCAAGAAGAAGUGCAGCAGCUGGAAAGAACUUGGACUAAGAGGUUGGAGGAGGUCAGGAAGGGGAAACACAGAGAGACUGGCGAGGUAACCUGUCAGACAGAUGAGGUUCAUAGCACCAACACCACAUUUACUGCUGAGGAGUUGGAGGACAGGCUCAGUGCCCAGAAACAUGAGCUGCAACUGGAAGCUGAAAAAGUCAAACGCAAAGCUGUGGAAGAGGCCAGGAGACAAGUUAUGCGAGAACUUCAAGAGAAACAUCUGGAGGACAUGGCCAAGCAGGUUGAAGGUGCAGUUACCAGAGCCUACAGUCACUGGACUGAGGAUUUGGCUUCUCUACCAGAAUAUCAGGCGUCUAUCCAGAGAGAGAAGGACAAAUGGGAAGAACUACAAGGGAAGAACAUUGAACAACAGAUAGCACAGGCUCUGAGGGAGGCAGAAGAGCAGUGGCUUAAAAAGCAAAGCAACAAUGUAGAACACCAGAGGUUUGAGGAGCUACAAGAAGAUGUGGCAUCUCUUCAGAGUCAGUUGGAGCAUGUGAAGGCAGAACAAGCUGCUCUGCUGAAGGCUGAGCUCUCUGCCGCCCGAGCGGUAUGGAACAGAGACAAGCAGCAGGAGAUCUCUGUGUUAAAGGUUUGCAGUGAGCAGCUGUACCAAAGCAGACUGCAAGAGCAGCACAAAAAGCUGGAGCAGGUCAGAAUAGAGGCUGACCGCCAGAGGAAGGAGCUGCUCCUGCAGAUGGAGGCAAAGCUGCAGGAGACGCUGAGGUCCAGGGAGGAAGAGUGGAGGAGUCAGCAGGCAGAGAAGAGACGGCAGAUUAGUGAUGGACUGAUGACAGAGGUGCAGUCUGCUUUGGCAGAUGCUCAGGCUCAACUCCUCAAAGAUCUGAAAAAUACUCAGAAAGUGCCUGAAAACAGGAGGAGCAGCGAAAUGACAUCAGAGAUGACGGUCACCCACAUCAUACACAGCUCCUGCAAAGAUCUGGUCAGCAGAGCGGUCUCUGAGGCCAAGAGGGAGUGGAUGAGAAUCAGUGAAGAGAGACUAAGUCGAGUGUUGAAAGAAGCACAGGAACAAAAUGAGAGAGAAAUGGACAAAGUGCUAAGCUCUUUGUCUCAGAGGAAGGAGACAUCUCGAUGCAGGAAUGAAUGCACUGAGACUUUGACUAAACUGCAGAAGAAGAACCAGGAGCUUCAGAGACACCUGGAGAAAGCCUGUCGUCAACUGCAGCACAGUGUUAGGGAACACAAAACUGUCAUGCAGAAUCUGAAAGAUGAACAAGAGCGCAGUCUACAAAAGACGAGACAAGAAUAUCAACAGCAGCUGCAAGAAGUGAAGAAAGACCAGGAAUCAAGGAGUUCAGAUCACCAGCAGAAUCUGCAGCAGGGUCUGGACGAGAUAAAACAUCAAUAUUUGAUGACUGUUGAAAAGAUCAGAGCGGACAUGAUGCGUUACCUCCAGGAGAGUCGGGAGCGAGCGGCUGAGAUGAUCCGUGUGGAGGUGCAGAGGGAGAGACAGGACACUGCCAGGAAGAUGAGGAGAUAUUAUCUGAGCUGUUUGCAGGAGUUACUGGAGGAUGGAGGGAAAACCACAGGAGCUGAAAAAAAAAUAAUGAAUGCUGCAAGCAAGUUGGCAGCCAUGGCAAAAGUACUAGAGACUCCCACAAAAACCAAAUCUGAAAAUAACUACAGUUUGCAGAGUAGAAACUCAGCUUCCAAUAAGAACCAGCCUCAGCCGCCUGAGCCGUCUGACAUUAGAGCAGAAGAUAAAAUGUUCUCGAACUCAGAGCAGAAAAAAGCGGCUGCAGCCAGAACUAAACCUUUGAGUUACCUGGAGAAGAAGGACUCCUCAGUGGAUAAAGCCAUAACCCUACCGUCAGCUUCUCACAAACAUCACAUCUCUGACAAAGAGACAACAGCCCCCGUGUCUGUGAGGAGCAAAGAAAGGGAGCUGUACCUGCAGGGACUGGACUCCAGCACAGAAGACCCCCAACAGAACAAGCCGUCAGUUGUCAAGGAGGCUCCUGUUAGAGAUGAAAAACAAACAGACUGGAGCAUGAACAGCACAGACUCAGACACCAGCUUCCACAUUCCCAGACUCUCCUAUUCGGGGAGGAAAGUCGAACCUGUGAAGCCUUUUUCUGUCUCCGCUGCAUCUGCCAGUGACUUCAGAGAGUUUGACAGUCUCUCCCCCGAUGCUUCUGAUCUUACGCUUUAUAACGACUUUGCCAAGAGGAUUCCUCCGACUCAGCCUUUGAGCUUGGCUACUGUGAAGAUGAGUUCACAGAGAGGGCCCAUCCCUGGCUCUGAGGCUGAGCAGCAGCGGGACUUCUGUUCCAGGCCUCUGUACUCUGAGCUGAGGCAGCGUCAGCAGGACAGCGGCUUUGACAGUCCCUUAUACCCAUACACAAAGUAGAGUGGACAUAGGAUCUGACCCUGCAGCCCACUUUGCUGAUCACCUGGUGCCUUUAGAUGUAAACUCUUAUAAGCUGCAGUGAGUCGAUUAUUAACCAUCCUGAGGAUUAAGAUAAUUAAUCCUCAGGAUUGACAGUUAGACAUUUUUUAAUUCUUGGUUUAUCACCUGUUGGUGGCAGCCUGCCAGAGAAGUGUGACCUUAAUUAAUAAGUUUGCAAGUAGAAACAUCAGAUUUCCCACCAUAGUGAAUACAGCCGAGACAAUUAGAAACACACACGUGUGUUUGUGUGUCUUUGGAAACUCAUU